This is a messenger RNA of Salmo salar (Atlantic salmon), 10728 nucleotides long. The record is from RefSeq and is a predicted model, not a curated record. Lineage: Eukaryota; Metazoa; Chordata; Actinopteri; Salmoniformes; Salmonidae.
GAUUUCGUCACAUGACAUAGAUAGCUCUCUAGCUUGGUCACUGUGCGCCUGGCAUAACAAUUCGGAAGAGGGAAGAAAUAACAGUGAAAAAUAGUCUAAAAAGGAAUUACAUUCACAUCGCUAAAAAGUAAGUCAAUCUCCUGGUUAUUACUCCUCCACUGCCAUGUCGUGAAAGACGGGGGUGAACCUUUUUAAACCCUGAGGUGAACCAGACUGUGAUUAAACCAGAGGAGGAGGAGGAGGAGAAGACAGACAUGCACCCGUACGGCUGCGAGGCAGAGACAUCCCUUCAGGAGCUGUUUGAUUUCUUCACUCGGUGUCUGCAGAAUGGGGAGUGGGAGCUGGCUGAAGCUUGCGUGCCACAGCUGUGUGACGCUGGAGGAGAGGUGUCACAACGGCUACGGGACAUCAUCAAGGCCGUCAUCACCUACCCUUACCUGCUAGAAUGGGAGAGUGUGGGCAGCCCUCACAAACUGGCCUGGCUUUGGCUUCAAGUCCUGGAGAAAUGGACCAAGGAACGGGUUUCUGUCUCAGUCAGGAGAGAACUAGAGUUCCUACUGCUUCUAGAGGAGCUGGGAGACGAGGUGCCAGAGACAACGCUCAAGGAGCUCCACCAGGCCUUCCUAACCACCCAGUCGGAGGAGAGAAAGGGUUCAGGGGUUCCAGGGGUAUCACCGGGGAUGGGCGACGCUCAGAGUCCAGGGAUAGAGACCUGUCUCGAGGCCUUGUUGGACCAGAAGAGACCCAGAGUGGCUCAGGCUCUGGUUAGCUUCCUGGAGGACCACCCCAGGAGUGUUAAUACAGGGAGCCACAUCCUUCAGGACACAUUCAUCAGAUACCUGAUGGAGAGAGUGGAGAAUCUUGGUCCAGGCCCAGAGAAGAUGGAGGGCUGGGCGGAGGAGAUGUGUGUGGUCCUAGCCCUGAUGCCCCUGAGGUCGGAGCGAGGAGGAGGAGGAGGCGGCGGCCAGCUGGAGGCCCUGUGUGAGGCCCUGUGGAGGGCCAGAGACGGGCCCCUGAGAGAGGAGAGGAUCCUAAGCUCCUUGUUACGGCCCCACUGCCACACCUUGCUCUCGCACUACUGCUCCACAGCCCUCAGGCUGCACAGAGACCGACUACUGAGAGAGACUCCCAGCACCCAGGUGGAUCUUCCUGAAGCGGAGAAGUUACUGCUGGGCUUGUGUUGUCAUGGGGACCGGCCUUCCGUCUGGAAAACCAUUUACUUUGAGUGCCUUAGCAGUGGAAAGCACUUCCUUGAACGGGUCCUGGUGACUGCUCUGGACCUGGUGAAGAGGGAGGAGUUCUCUAGGCUAGAGGACCUGCUGAAGGGGGAGUUCCAGCCUCUGUCUCGCCUCCUGCUCCUCCUGGGGUGGACCCAGUGCCAAAGCCUGCUCUCAGCUCAGACCCUGCUACGCCUCUUACACCACGACCAGGCGCUGGCCAACGACUCUGUUCUGAGAGAGUUUGCCAAUGGUCUGUCUUCUCAGUUGGGAGUGUUGGAGUGGUGUGUUGAGAACAACCCAGGGAUCCCCAAGGAGGCGUUGCUUGGCCAGCUGCACACACUGGACAGUCACUCAGCCCUGUACGUCCUUCACUCUCUCACCCCUCUGGCCCAGAAUGAGGAACACAUGGUACUGGACCUGCUGAGAACUCAGCCCAAACCCACCGGAGCAGAUGAGUUCAGUGUGGUGGUAGAGAGCCCCAGUCCUAUGGUCCAGAGGAACCUGGUUCUGUACAGGGGGUUCUGCGCUAUGAAGUACGCCCUGUACGCCUUGUGUAUCAACGCUCACAAGUACAGUGGCUGCGCCGACUGUGGCACCACGCAGUCCACACACCAGCACCAGGCCACACCUGAGGCUGAGAAGGACCAGAGCCAGGCCUCAACCCCCCUCCAAGACUGUCCUCCCCUAUUCCAGCUCUACCUGUCUGAGUGUCAGAUCUACCUGGAGGCAGUACCUGCUAUGUUCCGCCUGGAACUACUGGAGAACAUCUUCUCCCUGCUCUUCCUGUCCAACGCUGAUUUUACACUCCACAACCAUCAGGGGGAGACGACGAGCACAGGCCAGACAGAACACUCCGAGGGGAAAGAAGGGAAGAGAAGAAAAGGACAACAGGAAGGGAAGAAGAGAGGAGACGGACGGGAGGAGAACGAAAGCUCAAGCAAAGCCGAAGUAGGUGGAAGAGGAGAAGAGGAUCAAAGCAAAAUGACAAAAGAGAACCACCACCAAACCCCAAACUUCCCCUUCUCAGCGUCCCAACGGAGUCACCUUGAUCUGGGCCACUUGACGGCAGGCUGCAGGGGCUUCCUAGUGGACCUCGUGGCCAUGGAGGGGUUCCUACGGCUGCUGAGAGAGAGUCUAGAGGGGGUGGUGGUAGUGGGUCAGCGGGCAGGACAGGAGGAAGGCAGGGCUCUGGCGGGGGAAGCUGAGGUGGCAGAGAGUCUGGGCUGCUCUGUGAUGGCAGAGACUUUCGGGGCUCGGCUGCAGAGACUGUCCAAGAGGACAGCAGAAGCCCAGUGGAGACUACAGAUUAUCUCUACCAACCAGGACAGCGGCAACGUCUCAGACCCCCCCACCCAGCUCCAGGCAUCUCCAGCAGCCAGUCCUGCUCUCUGUCUAAAAGGAAGAAGCAGCAGUACUGGGGUCAGGAGGAGGAAACGGCCUAGACGACAACACUCUGACAGACAUCCCUCCACAGAGAUACACAACGGAGAGGUCAGCGCCAGCCCCUCAGAUGGAAGUGGAGGAGCCGUGCGGUCGGAGUGGGAUGUGUGCCCCUGUGGAAGUGUGGGGAGCUGGGUAGUUCCGGCCAUGUUGUCUCCACCUGAGUCCCUGCUCAUGGCCUGCAUCCGCCGGGGAAACUACAUGGAAGCACACCAGGUGUCUCUGAUGUUCGGCCUGGAGGGUUCAUGGUGCUUUGGGGAGCUGGUCUUCAUGGAGAGUUACCGGGAAGUCGUGGAGGAGUUGGGUCGCGUGGAACAGAAAAUGGAGACCCACUCUUUAUCUUCAUCCUCCUCUUCCUCAGAGGGCCUGGGAGCGGCGUCCGUGGCGCCCACCCCGGGGCGUAGUCGGCUGGGAAGUAGUGGGCGCUCCACCCUGCAGGCCAUUGGGAGUGCUGCUGCUGCCGGCAUGGCAUUCUAUUCCGUCUCUGACGUGGCAGACCGUCUCCUUUCCACCCCUGGUCGCCCCGUUCCGUCUCUGGAGGAGGGCUACUGGCUGGGCCGCUGUGUCCUGGACCCCCCAGGGACAGGCCUCCUGCACACCCUCCUGGAGGAGCUCAGCCCCCCUGCCAUGGCUGCCUUCGACCUGGCCUGCUGUCACUGCCAGCUGUGGAAGACCUCCAGACAACUACUGGACACGGCAGAGAGACGGCUACACAGCAGCCUGGAGGGAAGAGGACUGAGGGUGGAACCCAAGGUGAAACACUCUGAGGGGAUCCGAGGGUUUCCUGCAGUGCUCCAACAGAUGGGCAAGAUCCUCAGUCACACAGCCAGUCACAGUGGCACCAAGGGCCCCGCCAAGACAGAAUCCAUUGUAGAGGACCACGUUGUGUCCAGUCCUUUAGGCUGCUGCAUACAGGAAGUGUUGCUGUGCUGCCACCCUGUGCUGAGUGAGGAGGGCAUCGCUACCCGACUGAGCCUGGCACAGCACCUAGAGAUCACCCUGCAGACCCUGUCCACCGCUACAGAAACCACAGUGGAGAGUCCUGCUGCUGGUGCCCUCCUAACAGCCCUGGUAGAGCAGGCCAGUCUGAAACAGUCGGAGUUGGAAUCCCACCCGGUCCGUUCCUCCAUGAAGCAGUUACUGCGUUCCAUGGACCAGCUGUGUCCCUUCGAGCCCCAGGGCUCCCCCUGCAGGCCAGACUACAUGAGGAGCUUCGUGGACUACGUCAAUACACUAGCUUCGGUGUUAAUACGCAGCCUGGGAUGCGAAGACCAAAGCAGUGAGGUGAAGUUGGGGAACCCACUCCUGGUACUCCUCCAAGCCCCAUCUCAGCUGCUCUCUCACCUGCUGUUUGAUAGACAGGUGGCUCCUGACAGAGUUUUGUCUCUGUUGCAGCAGGAGGGUCUGCGUCUGAGUGUCCAGCAGGUGAUUGUGCAGCACUGCUGUGAGGCUCUGCCUUUGUGGGACAGGUGCCCCGAACCAGAGUGGGAAGCUAGCCCCAGGGGAGAGGCUGGUUCUAGGGGAGAGGCUGGUUCUAGGGGAGAGGCUGGUUCUGGGGGAGAGGCUGGUUCUAGGGGAGAGGCUGGUUCUGGGGGAGAGGCUGGCCAGGGGCAAGGACAGACCGGACCAGGGGAAGGGGUGUUUAGGACUGCCAGUCUGGCAGCCCUGCUACAACUACAGACCCAGGAACACAUGUCAAUGCUGGGCAUCACUGAGCCUCAGUCCCAUUCCCCCAGCUCUGAAUCUGAAACUUCGCCCUCGUUGGAGGACCUCCGAGCAGCUACACCUCCCAUCCUCAUCUUGUCCUCCUCUUCUCUUUCACCUUCACGACCAACUUCCUCUUCCUCUUCUUUUCUCCUCACACCAUCAGCUCUGUCCUUCCUCAAAUCCCGCUCCCCUCUCCUGGCCACCGUUGCCUGUCUAAGUGCCAGUCCGAGAGGUGCUGCCCGGGUACAACCGUCCGGUUGGCUGGUGUUCCGGGGCGGCGGGCGUAAAGAGUGUGUACUGGACGGGGAGCAGAUCUCCAGGGAGGGGGAAAACCUGCUUAGAGACUUCCCCAUCCUGAGGGCCUACCUGGGGGCCAUGGUUCAGCCCGUCCUCGGUGCUUCGCUGGGGCCUGGGGAGGAUGGAGCCAGUGGUGGAGAUACUGGAGGUCUUGGGGCAGCCCUCUGUGGUAAACCACUGGUGGCUCUGCUCCUGGCUGGCCCUCAGGGGACACCUGCCCACGCUGUGGCUAUGGAAGCCUUCCAGCAGGCCCUGGCCUCUCGGGACCUGGGCAGGGCUCUGAGCCUGCUGGAGCUGUAUGGACAGGGCUGUGGCCAGGAGAAGGUGCUCCGAGACAGGCUACUAGCCUGGGCUGCUCUGGAGGAUGGUGAAGACAGCAUAGGCCAGUUGUUCAGAGUACAGGACCCAUGUCUGAGGGCCCGUGUGGCUAUACAGGCCCUGGAGCGCUGGCCCCUCGGGCCCUCUCUGGAGCUGCUGGAGUUCUGCCUCAACAACCCCCACGUGGAGGUCUCUCUCAAGGGGGAGCUGGAGCUCAGGAAGACGGAGUUGAACAUCUAUCAACGGAUGUUGAACCUGCAGCCUUCGUUGCCGUGGGCCACCUGGCAGGAGCUGAGGACAGAGUCCAGGAGAGACCCUGAGUCUAUGUUUUCUAGGAUGUUGGAAGCUAGGGAGUUUUCCCUGUGUGCCCAGUGGAUGGCGCUGUACUCUGUCUCAGACCACCUCAGAUUACAGCUGCAGACUGAACACCUGCUACACCUGCUGGAGAAAGGACAGACUGACAACGCUUUCCAGCUGCUGGAGGGCCUAUCAGACUUAACCUUGGGUCUGGAGGUGUGUGAGCGUGCUCUGGACUGCCGGCCCGGAUUGGCUGCCUGCCACUUCCUGGCUAACUACCUCACUCUGCACUUCCAGAGCCAAGUGUCCCCCGCCCGCCGACGCCACAUCCACGACCUUCACCUGGGGUCCAAGGUCCUCCUCACCCUCCCCCCCAACGCCAGACAGGACUACUUUCCCCUCCUCUCUGAGCCACUAUUAAUGCUGGAACAGCUCCUGAUGAACCUGAAGGUGGACUGGGCUGAAGUGGCGGUGAGGACGUUACAGAACCUACUAUUAGGCCGUGAGGAUGGCUUCACCACCCAUGACAUAGACAAACUUCUCUCCAACUACGCCUGCAAGGCCCUGGACUUCCCCUACGCACCCAGGGAGAGGUCUCGUUCUGAUUCUGUGAUCAGUCUCCAGGAUGACCAGUGUCCAGCCCAGGAUAGCUGUCCCUCUACCCCGACACCUCCACCUACUGCAGGUAGUACCCCAAUGCACACCUCGUCUUCCAGCAGUUCCCUGGACAGAGGGUCGACCGGCAGGAGAAUCCAGCACUCCCCGGAUCAGUUCCAGCCCCCAGACAGAGCCCCGGUUCGCAAGGACUGGGUCCCAGACAACCAGCAGCAUGUUUGCAUGGUCUGCCAGCGAGAACGCUUCACCAUGUUCAACAGGCGUCACCACUGCAGGAGAUGUGGCCGUCUGGUGUGCCAUGCCUGCUCCGACCACAAGAUGGCGGUAGAGGGCUGCGCUGUGGAGGAGAAGGAAGUGCGUGUGUGUGACCAAUGCUAUGGCUACUUCAAUCCAGGUUCUGAUGACACGCUGGAACAAGCUGAAGUUGCAGGUAGUCCUAUGUCUACAGAGGGAGUGUUAGAUUCAAUUCUUCACCUGCCAGAGGUCACUCACCGACAGUUUCACCUCAGCACCAACCCUACAGACAACCUGCAUCUACAGACAGAGUUCUACUAUGAACAGGCUCCCAGUGCGUCUCUGUGUGUGGCCAUCCUGUCCCUCCAUAGCGACCAGACAGCCUGUGGACACCAGCUAAUUGGACACUGCCGCUCACUGUCCCGUAAACUAACCAAUCCCGAGGUGGACGCCCGCCUCCUCACCGACGUCAUGCGCCAGCUUCUGUUCAGCGCCAAACUGAUGUUCGUCAAGGUGGGCCGCAGCCAGGACCUAGCCCUGUGUGACAGCUACAUCAGUAAAGUAGACGUCCUGAAGAUCCUGGUAACGGCCAACUACAAGUACAUCCCUUCUCUGGAUGACAUCCUGGAGACGGCUGCUGUCACCAGGCUACGCAACCAGCUACUGGAGGCAGAAUACUACCAGCUCGCUGUGGAGGUGUCCACUAAGAGUGGUCUGGACCCAGGUGGUGUGUGGCAGGCGUGGGGAAUGGCCUCCCUGAAGGCAGGGAACUUGACUGUUGCUAGGGAGAAGUUAUGUCGCUGUCUAAAAGCUCCGGUGGACAGAAACCAGCUCAACCUGGGUCCUCGGCUGCUGCAGGAGAUCGUCUCUCAUCUGGAAAGCACCGUCAGACCCACUCUGGCCAUGUCUUUCAGUGAGGACAUCCUAUGGUCUCUGAGAGAGCUUGAGGAAGCUCUUUGUGAGCCUGGAGGAUCAGUGGACUGGCCAGAGGGGGGUCAGGGUCAGGGCAGCAGCCUGUAUCAAGAGAGCUUGUACUACCUGUCAAGCUACGGGACUCACCUGGCCCUGGUCUCCUUCCUGAUGAGACACGACAACAUGAAGGACGCCCUGCAGCACCUGCUCAGCAAGGAAUGUCCAGAGGAGGUGUUCCUGGAGGGCGUAUUGCAGCCUAGUCUGGAAAGGGGUCGUCUGGGGAUGAUGCAGGGGUUACUAGAGACCCUAGACCCAGGCCUGGAGGUCUGUAGCCGAUACCUCCUCUCCUCCUGUCAACUGCUGCAGCGGCGGGGACACUUCCACACACUAUACCAGCUACAACAGUUCAUGAUGGACCACGUGCGAGCGGCCAUGACGUGUAUCCGGUUCUUCACCCACGGUGUCGUGUCUUACGUACAGCUGGGAGACCAGCGGAGAUGGCUGGUUCGGGCCAAGGAGCACCUCCGAACCUACCUUCAGGAGCAACAGGGAACACGUACCAACAGCACUAACAGGAAGAGGAGCACCUCUAACUCCUUCAGAAAGAAGAUGUCUUCUAGCGAUGUCUCCAGACAUAUGAACACUAUAGAGCUCCAGCUGGAGGUGACUCGGUUCCUGCAUCACUGUGAAACAUCCAGCUCCACGCUCACCCCCUCGGUCUCCUCCAGCACUCCUCCCACUCUGUUCGGCCCCAGCGCUAUGAAGAUCGAUGUAGCCUGCAAGGUGAUGUUGGGAGGAAAGAACAUUGAAGAGGGGUUUGGUAUCGCAUACCGAGUCAUACAGGACUUCCAGCUGGAAGCCUUGACGGUAUACGUGCGCGCGGGCCAGAGGCUUGUGCGUCAGCGUCAGUACCGGGCCGUGCGCCAGCUGCUGAAGUGCGUGGGGGAGUCGGGCACCGCCACCAAGAACGACUGUGAUGUCAUCAUACUCAGCUGUGUCUCCAUCGCAGAUAAGGGCCCCACAGACGCCAAGGAGUUGGAGUGUCUCAUUCUGGAGACAAAGAGCACAGAGAACAAGAUUAAGGCCUACCUGCAGGUGAGUAAACUGCGAGCUGCCUAUCUCCUAGCUGUAAAGCUGGAUACAGCCAGGGCCGGGCCGCUGGUUCAGGAAGUCCUCCAGGCAGCAGAAGGCGUCGGAGACUCUGUCAUGCAGGACAUCUGUUGCCAGUGGUUGUCUGAGCACAAGGACAGGGAAAAAACGGCGGCGCCGCCGGGGGCUACAAAACAAGGCCGACCCAAUGCCAAGUAACCCCAUGAAACAGAAGGAAACGGACUCAACCAGGACUGGACUAAUAACAAAUGCUAGUUUUAGUUCUCUGUUGCAAAAAAAAAAUGAUUAGAAUGUUGUCUAUUUGUUGUGUGUCCCUAAUGAACACGACCCGGGUAUCGCUGUUCUGGAGAAACCUAGUUCUGGCUACGAGAUGGGGAACCAGACAUCAUCAGGGAAUAACAGAUUGCACUUAAACUAGAAAUGCCACGAGUGGAACACCAAGACACCUUGCCUGGACUCUGUGACUGUGUGGGGUUGUGAGGGACUUCCUCCUCCUCCUCCUCACUGAAAGUAGCGAAACACCGCUGUGCCGACUCUCUCAUCUGGAGAGGUGACCGACUACAGCCAGAUAAGACUGUCUCUCUCUCUCUCUCAUCUGGAGAGGUGACCGACUACAGCCAGAUAAGACUGUCUCUCUCUCUCUCAUCUGGAGAGGUGACCGACUACAGCCUAAUAAGACUGUCUCUCUCUAUCUCUCAUCUGGAGAGGUGACCGACUACAGCCUAAUAAGACUGUCUCUCUCUCUCUCUCAUCUGGAGAGGUGACCGACUACAGCCUAAUAAGACUGUCUCUCUCUAUCUCUCAUCUGGAGAGGUGACCGACUACAGCCAGAUAAGACUGUCUCUCUCUCUCUCAUCUGGAGAGGUGACCGACUACAGCCUAAUAAGACUGUCUCUCUCUAUCUCUCAUCUGGAGAGGUGACCGACUACAGCCAGAUAAGACUGUCUCUCUCUCUCUCAUCUGGAGAGGUGACCGACUACAGCCUAAUAAGACUGUCUCUCUCUCUCUCUCAUCUGGAGAGGUGACCGACUACAGCCAGAGAAGACUGGGAUGAAUCUAACCACACUGAAUUGUGAGUUGUUGACCACUUUAUCUAGUAAAACUGAAGUCUGGGAUAAGCACAGAAGAUACAUUUAUCAGAGUAAUAACACAGGCAGUAGUGUACAAUAGUCUCCUACCUCAGUUAAAAAGGGAUUGAUCUUUUGUUUUCACUAACCUUCAAGGCUAGUAAUAUAUUUCUUUGUGACAAAAUAAACAACUUGAUUUAAUGUAAAUAAUUCCUAACUUUUCCCCCUUUUAUUUUUAGAUUAUCUUCUUCUUUUUGUUGUUAGUUAGAAAGAAUGACCAUGUAAACCUGUCAAGCAGGUGAAAGUAAAGAAGAAAACAAGUGUUGAUAUUACAAGCCUGUCAAGAGCUUUAAAGAAGAUAUAUAUAUAUAUAUAUAUAUAUAUAUAUAUAUAUAUGAUGAUUUAAGAGUUUCUGAACUUUUUGAAAGUCAAAGGAGUGGGUUUCAUUAGAAGGGAUGUCUGUUACUGUCUAUCAGCUCGACCUGCCACUAGUUAACUCCCUUAAAAUAUCUUCCCAAGGAGCUAUUUCCUAGCCUGAAAUCCAGACCUGUUUUUUUGUUGUUGUUGCUAACAUUCCACUUCUAGUACUCAGAGUCAUAUGUUUGGCACGACAAGGAGUGGCAAGAAGUGGAAUGUUUACACAAACAGACUGGUACCCAGGCUAGCAAUAUCCUGAAUCUCUCUUGCUUUCGUCCUCAGAGGACAUUUUGGGGUCCUGAAAGGGCUUUUAAGAUGAGCUUUAUAUAGAAAUACAACGAAAACUUGGAACGAGUUGGAUUUAGUAAGGGACUCUCUGGAUAUGUUUUAGGACUUUAAACACUGUUUCAAUUCUAGAUCAUGAUAAAGAGAUGGUACCUUUUUUUAAUGUUACAGGUCAAUAUUAUUGUCUCCAUAAAGCCUAUCAUAUCUGUCUGUAUCAUAUGUGUUUUCAUGGUAUCUGUCUUUGACCAGGAACCACGUUGCUGUUACUAUGUUUUGUAUAUUUGUACUUCUUCCCGCUGUUCUGGUGUGUGACUUUAUGUGUCCCAAAUGGCACCAUGAGGCCCUAGUUUAACAGUAGUGCACUAAAUAGGGAAUAGGGUGCCGUUUGGGGGACACACUCUGACCUCUGUGUGUCCUAUGCGAGGGUCAGAUGUGUUAUAGGCCGUCUGUCAGUGUGACGUUUGUAAGUGUAUAAAAAUACGAACUUUAAUCAAUCAAGAGAUGUCGCAUUAGAAAAGGGAUUUUUGUUGCCGUAUUUGUUAUAAUCAUGAUCAAUUUAACAACCUAUUGUCUAAUUGUAACUCUUUUGUUUACAUAAUUGCCCGUUUUUUUUAUUUCUCACUUUAAUAGCGAUCCCAGAGUUUACACCAUAAUGUUUAUAUUUCUCACUUUAAUCCCUCAGAUUACAACGUAAUAAACAUUUUUAUUUCUCACUUUAAUCCCUCAGAUUACACCGGUAAUAAACACUUUUAUUUCUCACUUUAAUCCCUCAGAUUACACCGUAAUAAAAAAUGUAUUUCUCACUUUAA